Messenger RNA from Anguilla rostrata (American eel), 6104 nucleotides. RefSeq names its product tolloid-like 1 (gene tll1). Gene Ontology annotation, molecular function: calcium ion binding; zinc ion binding; metalloendopeptidase activity. Lineage: Eukaryota; Metazoa; Chordata; Actinopteri; Anguilliformes; Anguillidae. The transcript has 22 exons. Gene Ontology annotation, biological process: proteolysis. The coding region runs from base 857 to 3874 and encodes 1005 amino acids. The record is from RefSeq and is a predicted model, not a curated record.
GAGGACUGUUUAUGACCAGACUCUCACCUACAUGGAAGCUAGUUUUAAACAUUCAACAUCCAACAUCCUGAAUUUCUCCAUCAAGGGUCGCGGUUUUUUAUUUAGUGAUUAUUUCCUCUUUACGAUUUUGAGCAAUUGUAUAGGCUCCUUUACAGCUCGCGCCUUCUCUUUUUAUUUCUCGCGCACAAUUGAGUUUAAUACGUAUACGACGUAACAGUAUAAUAAAAGCAAUAUUCUCUUAGAAAUGUCUUCCAAUGCGCCUGUCCAGUUGUCGCCGUCUUGUUUUCCCCUCAUCCUUAAGACACACCGGCCACAAUGACAAAGCUUAAAGGAGUGCAAUUGUCUGGGAUCACACGUUGUUUUCCCCUUGCAACGGAGGUUGCCCUGCGUCUGUAGGUCGGUCGCUGUUUUCUCACGACUCGCGUGAAGUUACAGAUUCUGUUAUCUUGAGACUACAUAAGAGGCGGUCCGGAUCCUGACCCCGAUUGUAUGAAUAAGUAAGCAGGAUGCUCACGGCGAACGGGUGCCUAUAGGAUUUUAGGCUUGCACCCGGGGAUUUCGUCUCGUGAAGAACACAGUCCACUGGAUUCAGGGAUCGUAGAGGAGCGAAGCGGAGCGCAAAUCCCAAAGCGGAGCGAGUUGCUGCAACGCUCGAAAACUUACUAACCGCUGUCAUCGGCGAAGUGAUAUACGCUCCGGAGCGCGAGAGAGGCUUCGCGAUGUCCCUCUAAAUUCCAUUUACAAAAUACCGUCGAGACUUUUCGGAGGAAAGCACAUUUCCUCAAAGUGGCUGAGGUACUUUUUCAUUCAUUUGUAACUUUGGCUGGUGUGUAUCCAUUCGGCAUUAACACCUACAAUGUAUUGGAUCACAAUUUUACUUGCUGGAUUGACUUUAUGCGGGAAAGUGACAAUGCGCAAUAUCUUAGAUUAUGAAGACAGUUAUGAUUAUUAUGAAGAAGACAGAGCGGAAACAAUCGACUACAAAGAUCCCUGCAAAGCUGCUGUCUUUUGGGGAGAUAUCGCCUUAGAUGAAGAAGAUCUGAAAAUGUUUCAAAUUGACAGAACAAUAGACCUCACUCAGCACACACAUGAAAGACAAGGGCAUACAUCAGGUGGGUUUGGGGAACAGGAACUGGUGAAGAAGAAAGGAUCACUGUACCUGCUCCUGGAGAGGAUACGAAGACUGAGCUUCGACAAUGGGCCGAAGAACUCCAGCAGGGAGCCGACGGUCCCGAAGCCCUCGGGGAAAACCGGGAAGGCCAGAAUUCCUCGAGCGGCCACUUCCAGAGCCGAGCGGAUCUGGCCUGGAGGAGUCAUCCCAUACGUUAUUGGUGGAAAUUUCACCGGCAGUCAGAGGGCGAUGUUCAAGCAGGCCAUGCGGCACUGGGAGAAGCAGACGUGCGUCACCUUCAUAGAGAAGACGGACGAGGAGAGCUACAUCGUCUUCACCUACAGGCCCUGCGGGUGCUGCUCUUACGUGGGCAGGAGGGGCAACGGACCUCAGGCCAUCUCCAUCGGGAAGAACUGCGACAAGUUCGGCAUCGUCGUCCACGAGCUGGGUCACGUGAUCGGCUUCUGGCACGAGCACACGCGGCCGGACCGGGACGAUCACGUGACCAUCAUACGGGACAACAUUCAGCCAGGACAGGAAUACAACUUCCUUAAGAUGGAGCCGGGGGAGGUGAACUCCCUGGGGGAGCCGUACGACUUCGACAGCAUCAUGCACUACGCCAGGAACACCUUCUCCAGGGGCAUGUUCCUGGAUACCAUUCUGCCCUCCCGCGACGACAACGGAAUACGGCCUGCCAUUGGUCAGCGGACAAGGCUGAGCAAAGGGGACAUCGCGCAGGCCAGGAAGCUGUACCGAUGCCCAGCUUGUGGAGAGACGCUACAGGAGUCUAUGGGUAAUUUUUCAUCUCCGGGAUAUCCCAAUGGCUACCCAUCGUACACACACUGUGUUUGGAGAGUAUCGGUAACUCCGGGAGAGAAGAUUGUGCUCAACUUCACAACGAUGGACUUGUACAAAAGUAGUCUGUGCUGGUACGACUACAUUGAGGUCCGCGAUGGGUAUUGGAGGAAAGCCCCACUUCUAGGUCGAUUCUGUGGGGACAAAGUGCCUGAGGUCCUCACCUCCACCGACAGCCGCAUGUGGGUGGAGUUUCGCAGCAGCAGCAACUGGGUGGGGAAGGGAUUCGCCGCCGUUUACGAAGCCAUCUGUGGGGGCGAGAUCCACAAAGACGCCGGUCAGAUCCAGUCCCCGAACUACCCCGACGACUACCGGCCGUCCAAGGAGUGCGUGUGGAAGAUAACCGUGCCGGAGGACUACAGUGUGGGGUUGAGCUUUCAGGCUUUCGAGAUUGAGAGACAUGACAGCUGUGCCUAUGACUACUUGGAGGUUCGGGACGGGCACGCAGAAGGCAGCCCUCUGAUUGGUCGAUUCUGUGGAUACGAUAAACCAGAAGACAUCCGAUCUACCUCAAAUAAACUGUGGAUGAAGUUCGUCUCAGACGGAACGGUCAACAAGGCCGGAUUUGCUGCUAACUUUUUCAAAGAGGAGGAUGAGUGUGCCAAACCGGACAAUGGUGGAUGUGAGCAGAGAUGUGUGAACACGCUGGGGAGCUUCAAGUGUGCCUGUGACCCUGGAUAUGAGCUCGCACCCGACAAGAAAAGCUGUGAAGCUGCCUGUGGGGGCCUGCUCUCCAAGCUGAACGGGACCAUCACCACCCCUGGCUGGCCCAAGGAGUACCCCCCCAAUAAGAACUGCGUGUGGCAGGUGGUGGCCCCCACGCAGUACCGCAUCUCCAUGCAGUUUGAGUUCUUCGAGCUGGAGGGGAACGAAGUGUGUAAAUAUGACUUUGUGGAAGUGCGCAGCGGCCUGUCGCCCGACUCCAAGCUGCACGGGAAGUACUGCGGGACCGAAGUGCCCGAGGUCAUCACCUCCCAGUACAACAACAUGAGGAUCGAGUUCAAAUCCGACAACACCGUGUCCAAGAAGGGCUUCAAGGCCCAUUUCUUCUCAGAUAAGGACGAGUGCUCCAAGGACAAUGGCGGCUGCCAGCACGACUGCACCAACACCGUAGGGAGCUACGUGUGCCAGUGCCGCCACGGAUUCGUUCUGCACGAGAACAAACACGACUGCAAGGAAGCGGAAUGCGAGCACAAGAUCCACAGCUCCAGCGGGACCCUCAGCAGCCCCAACUGGCCCGACAAGUACCCCAGCCGAAAAGAGUGCACCUGGGACAUCACCGCCACCCCGGGACACCGCGUGAAGAUCUCCUUUAGCGAGUUUGAGAUCGAGCAGCACCAGGAGUGCGCCUACGACCACCUGGAGGCCUUCGACGGGGACAGCGACAAGUCGGCCAUCUUGGGCCGGCUCUGCGGGAACAAGGUGCCCGAGCCGCUCGUCUCCACGGGCAACAAGAUGUACCUUCGCUUCAUCUCCGACGCCUCCGUGCAGAGGAAGGGGUUCCAGGCCACCCAUUCCACAGAGUGCGGCGGCAGGCUGAGGGCGGAGCCUCGGCAGAAGAACCUGUACUCGCACUCGCAGUUCGGCGAUAACAACUACCCGGGCCACGCGGACUGCGAGUGGCUGAUCGUGGCGGAGGAGGGCUACGGGAUCGAGCUCACCUUCACCACCUUCGAGGUGGAGGAGGAGGCCGACUGCGGCUACGACUACAUCGAGCUCUUCAACGGCUACGACAGCACGGGCCAGACGCUGGGCCGCUUCUGCGGAUCGGGGCCGCGAGAGGAGAUCUACUCCCUGGGGGAGACCAUUCUGCUGCACUUUCACAGCGACGACACCAUCAGCAAGAAGGGCUUCCACAUACGAUACACCAGCACCAAGUUUCAGGAGUCCCUGCAUAAUAGAAAAUGAAGAUUAAAAAAUAGAAAUAAAAAAGCAACCGCCAACCUCACCAGGAGACAGCACGUCCUUCAUGCCACAAGAAAAAAAAAAACAAAACAAAAAAAAAAAACAUUAAGCAUAAAACAAAACGAAAUAUAAAAAACAAUAAACAAUUUCAUUAAAGAAUCAAAAUCUGAAACGAGAACAGUGAGAGACCCGUACCAUUGCCUGAUUGGUUAGAGAGCCUGGCUGGACGAGGCAUAUUCAGUUGCUGCCAUGGGGAAAAAAAUUUUAAAAUUAUGACGUGACAAAGUCCAUGGAUGGCUGGGUUCCUUUUGAUGUCUACAGAUCUACAGAGUGGAUGGGAGAGCGUUUAGCGGGACCGUAUUACAGUGCACGGCAGCGGCCCUCUUUCACAUCUCCUCCUCCACCCUGCGGCCUGUUAGCACGUUAGCGGAUUUAGCACGUUAGCGCGCUGCCUGGGACGGCGCUAACGAAAUGCAGCGCACGGGCUAAAUGGCUCAUCAACGUUACACUUACUCGUAUGUGAUGAUAACCCUGCAAAGACUUUAUUUUUGUAUCGUAUUUGUAACGUUUCUCCGUCCUCCGUGCUCGACAAGAGACGUUCUCAGCUUUCGCGUUCUGUGCGAUUCAAACAACGACAAAAACGGAAUCUGUUUCAGAAGAUGUUUCUGUACGUCGACGGCCUGUCCGUUUCCGAGUGUUAGAAAAGACACUGUGCGCCACGGUGAAACGAGCUGGGACUCUACCUCUGACGCUUUGACGUAAUAGGGCAUCUCGUGAAACACGACCAGACCUAUCCCCAAGACAAACAUUAGAACAUCGAGGCUGGAGACAGUUGGACGGUUGCACAGGACUGAGGGAAUGACCUUAUUCCAAUGCCUUUUGAUGUCCGUGGACUCGUUAACCAAACCGUUACAUCUCCGAAUCGUUGUAAUGAUGACUUUUUUUUUGUUUUUUGAUUUGUCUUAAGCGAUAAACGUGAGUCUGUGCAUGCGCGAGAGACGUCGGGACAAAUGUUACGAGUCAGAGGGGCUGUGUUUUUCUCUUGCUUUUUGGCUUUGGCGGAUGUAAGGAGGACAAAAACAAAAAACAAAACUAAAAAAGUGACGCCUUCCAUAUUGUAUGUAUGAUGUUCCAUUUGUGUCCAUGUUCUGUCACGUCCUUACUGUGCAUCACUAAGGAAAUCCUGUGCAGGUUCCCUCCGAUACUCUACGGGGCCCUUGUUAAAGUUUCGGUGAGACUACGGUGUUUUUUUUUGUUUUUUUUUUGGUGGGAGGGUGGAGCAGAACUCGGUCCACCUCACAGUUAACACCCCCGACUCAAAAUACAAGCUCUUAUGGAACUCGAUAUUGACAAAAAAAGAACUAUAGAGAACUUUUCGACUCACGCUUGUAUUGAAAAUUUCAGAGGAAGAUGCAGGUGACCAGUCUUUUUUUUUUUUUUUUUUUGGACUUAAGCACAUAAGGAAAGUUAGCUGCUGCUUGAAAGGGAAUUCCUAUGGUGCUAUAUAAAAUGUACAGUGAGAAAAAGGACUUUUAUUUGAACCUAUGAGCCAACGAUCCUGCAAACGUAUGAAUGUGGACGUCCAAUGCCGUCCGAGCACGGCUGGGAGGGGGGCCGUUAAAGAACGCGACUAACAGCAGUCCUGUGGAUCAACAACUGUUGCCUUAGAACCAAAAUGUAUAUUCUUGCACAUGUUCCUGUAGAUACAUUUGUUGUUUUAUUUUUCCUUGUUUUUUUAUUUUUAUUAUUAUCUUAUUUGAUAACACACGGUCUACGGACUUGAACGUUUUAUUGUUUGAAAAAAAACAAACAAAAAAGAACCAGAACAAAUCUAAAAGUCAUAUAAAUAUGCCCUUGGACUCUUGUUGGACAUCCUGUAUGUAUGUUGUGACGCAAAGUGGCAUUUCUAAACAAAGAACCAUAUUAUGUAUGUUUAUCUAAACAGGGCCGUUUGCGAGCUGCAGUUACGGUGCAUGGUGUAUAUGCAUUAUGUAUGUUGUAAGAUGUGGUGGGGGAAGGGGGAGGGAGGGGAGGCGUUCAUGUGGUAUGGUUGAAUAAGUCAACACAUUGCUGUACGUGCCAAGUUCCACUUGAACCUAUUUCACCGCGGUUUUCGUUCUCUUCUCCGGCGUAUGGCCGCCUGACGGCAGUGACUGCACACCCAACUGGUCAUUAAAGACUUUUGGUCAGCUGAACAAAAAAAAAAUUAAAAUAUGUGUGCGUGGCUGAGAAA